Molecule: messenger RNA, 322 nt
Organism: Perca flavescens (yellow perch)
Lineage: Eukaryota; Metazoa; Chordata; Actinopteri; Perciformes; Percidae
Product: zinc finger and BTB domain-containing protein 25-like
Exons: 3
Biological process (GO): regulation of transcription by RNA polymerase II
Molecular function (GO): RNA polymerase II cis-regulatory region sequence-specific DNA binding; protein binding; DNA-binding transcription factor activity, RNA polymerase II-specific
Source: RefSeq, a predicted model, not a curated record
CUCUCGCGAGACUUGCCACGGCUUUUCGCGAGAUCAUUUGCAGCAACAAAUCAGCUCCAGAACCUGAAGACAAUCUGCACAUUUCUGCGGGCCAUGGAGGUCUCCUCUCACAGCAUCUUCCUGCUGCAGCAGCUUAACGUUCAGAGAGAGUUCGGCUUCCUGUGUGACUGCACCGUCGCCAUCGGCAACGUGUAUUUUAAAGCUCACCGGGCCGUGCUGGCCGCCUUCUCCAACUACUUCAAGAUGAUCUUCAUCCACCAGUCCAGGUUUCCCGCUCCGGCGGAGAGGAGGGCUCGUUUAGACAGCAGCUACGUUUACAAGA